GGGGGCGCCGGGACGCACUGGUCCAGGCGCGAGUGGCGCGCGUGGACGGCGCUGCUGCUGCUGGGCACGUGCCUGCUGUACUGCGCCCGCGUGGCCGGGCCCAUCUGCGCCGUGGCGCUCGGCGCCCGCUUCGCCUGGGACAAGAAGCAGUCGGGCAUCGUGCUCAGCAGCUUCUUCUGGGGCUACUGCCUGACGCAGGUCAUCGGGGGACACAUCAGUGACCGAAUAGGAGGUGAAAAGGUCCUUCUGCUGUCGGCGUCAGCCUGGGGCUUCCUCACGSUCGUCACCCCUCUGCUCACCCACCUCAGCUCGGCACACCUGGUCCUUAUGGCCUCGUCCCGGUUCCUCAUGGGGCUGCUGCAAGGGGUGCAUUUCCCUGCGCUGGCCAGCCUCCUGUCGCAGAGAGUGCGGGAGAGCGAACGUGCCUUCACCUACAGCACCGUGGGCACCGGCUCCCAGGUCGGCACGCUGGUGAUCGGCGGCGCGGGAUCUCUCCUGCUGGACUGGUACGGCUGGGAAAGUGUCUUCUACUUCUCUGGCUUGCUCACUUUGCUCUGGGUUUACUGCACGUGCAAGUACCUCCUGAACGAGAAAGAGCUCAUCAUUCCCUUGGAUUGUUUAACAAGAGGCGUCUCCUUGUCCAAGCAGAGCAAAGUGCCCUGGAAGCAGCUCUUCAGAAAGGCACCGAUCUGGGCUGUUAUUGUAGCUCAGCUUUCCACAUCCAGCACGUUCUUCACCCUCCUCUCCUGGCUGCCCACCUUCUUCAAGGAGACCUUUCCCGAGUCCAAGGGCUGGGUGUUCAAUGUAAUCCCGUGGCUGGUUGCAAUUCCCACCAGCUUGUUCAGUGGAUUUCUGUCUGAUCAUUUAGUCAGCCAGGGAUAUAAAACCAUCACUAUCCGUAAGUUCAUGCAGGUCAUCGGCUCAGGUGUGUCGAGCAUUUUUGCUCUGUGCCUGGGGCAGACAUCCAGCUUUUGCAAAGCCAUCGUGUUUGCCUCGGCCUCUGUGGGAUUUCAGACCUUCAACCACAGUGGCAUCUCAGUGAACGUGCAGGAUUUGGCCCCCUCGUGUGCUGGCUUGCUGUUCGGCGUUGGAAAUACCGGAGGAGCUCUGCUCGGGGUCGUUUGCGUCUACCUGGCUGGUUGUCUCAUCGAGACCACCGGCUCCUGGGGUUCCGUCUUCAACCUGGUGGCUGCCGUCAACAGCGUGGGGCUCUGUGCCUUCCUGCUCUUCGGAGAGGCCCAACGGGUGGACACGGACUCUGCCUAUGUCGAGCUGUAGGGAUGCGCUCAGCAAGCCCUUGGAGGGAAGCCGAGUGUCCUCUCUAGGCGUCAUAGUUGCACAAGUGCCAAAGAACAUAUUUUCUUUUUGCAAAAUUUUAACAUGAACAAAACAACCCCAAAACCCCAAACUGAACAAAUGAAAAACCCGACAAGAUCCUGUACCUAAUGGGACUGAAGGAAACUCACAGGAGAAAAGAAAUGGAGUGUUUGCUUUUUGCUCAGGGGAUGGUUGAUGGCCUGGAGGGCCAUUCACUGCAGUGUCACCAGCGAGAACUUGUCCCAUGUGCCUGGUUUGCCCCAGUCCAUGCCCAGUGAGCAAGUAUCCGUGUAGCCAAAGAGCUUAUC
Molecule: messenger RNA, 1625 nt
Organism: Nothoprocta perdicaria
Lineage: Eukaryota; Metazoa; Chordata; Aves; Tinamiformes; Tinamidae
Gene: SLC17A9
Product: solute carrier family 17 member 9
Exons: 13
Biological process (GO): transmembrane transport
Cellular component (GO): membrane
Molecular function (GO): transmembrane transporter activity
Source: RefSeq, a predicted model, not a curated record